UUUUCCUAAACAAACUGUACUAACUGAAAGGUAACUGAUUAACACCACCUUUUUUCGCGAUUUAUCUGCUAGUAGUCUUGGUAUCGUAGUGGUACACAAAUGCCGACGUUAAGUAGUUGGCUAGCAGGAUAGAUACCUAACAUACACGAGACAUGGGGCCAUGGUCAUAUUACAGUACGUUUGGUGUUCGUUUCAAUUAUGCAGGUCUGCUUCCGUUGCAACAUGGCCAACAGCGGCGGUGAGUGGCAGAGGGCACGUCGUCGCAAGGGGGCAGCAAGGAGAGAGAAGCAGUGCCAGGCGGAUGGCCGAGAUUUUGGGAACGCAGAGGACAAGUCCCGAAUCCAGAGGAGAAUCGCAGAGACUGUGUGAGAGGCAGUGACUUGUCCCGCUGAAUUACAGAAUGCUGCGCCUACGUCCAGCUGGUUCCCACGAAUAUUUCCUUGGAACAUUUAAUGUCAAGUAAUAUCUCUUAAUCUCACAUUUCCUGAAUGGCAGAGCUACGGGGCGAAGAGUUCUGGCUGGAAUGGAAGGAGCUGCUGUCCCGUUUUCUGGCCUCAGAGAUUACGGGGACCUCAGAGAAUAAGGGGACUUUGGAGAACGACUCCAGCCUCCGCAGUUGUGGGCUUGACUGCGUGUGUUACGGACUGGGCAGCUUCUCUGCGUGCGUUUCUGCCCGAUACCAGCUGGCCAUGCUUAUACUGCUGCUGGACACGCUGAGGGUUCCUCCAGUGCAGUGCAGCAUGUUUGACCCAGUCUUCACCCCAGCAGAGUGCGAGGUGCUGCAGGCUCUCGGCUUCACGGUGUUGACCGAAAACGAGGAGGGGAAGAGGCCUGUGUCCAGACCCACGCUGUUCUACCUGAUCCACUGUGGGAAGGCCCUAUACAAUAACCUGCUGUGGAGAAACUGGAGCCCCCGGGCCCUGCCUCUGCUCACCAUCGUGGGCAACAGCUUCCACAGCAUCCAGGAGAGGAUGGUGCGACGAGACCUUAAGAAAAACUACAGCUUCAUUUCAGAUGUGAUUGGUGCUUGUGAGGAGAUGACCCUGCCCUGCUCCCCGCGCUUUCUGGACGUGUUCAGCGACACAGCGUUACUACGCUUCCCGCCCCAGCGCCUGGCAAGCCUACACCCACACACCUGGACACAAGCCUCUGAGCCAGACUACCAGCACUGUGAGGACCUGGAGAUCAUUCAGAGAGACCAGGGCCAGCCUACACCCACACACCUGGACACAAGCCUCUGAGCCAGACUACCAGCACUGUGAGGACCUGGAGAUCAUUCAGAGAGACCAGGGCCAGCCUACACCCACACACCUGGACACAAGCCUCUGAGCCAGACUACCAGCACUGUGAGGACCUGGAGAUCAUUCAGAGAGACCGGGGCAACUGUGAGGGGUGUGGGUGACAAACCCAGUGUGGAGAGAACCAAAGAGAACAGGACUAUGGGAAUGACCAUUUGCCAUAAUCAAACACUUUUUGUGAGCCAAACCUUUUAAUCAGUACGGCUGUUGUUGUUUCAUAUGGAAACUCUUGGCUCGAGGGUGGAUUGGGAGAAGUCUUGCAAAAUGUGUACUGUGUGAAAAUGUAAUUUUGGUCUGUCAUAUCAAAGCAAAGCAGUUAUUCAGUUAAACUGCUGAAGUGUAUUGUGAAACAGGCUUCACUGUACCUACUCCAGUGUAAUUCAGGGACUGACAUCUCUGUACACAUGGUCCUGAAAAGAAUCCUUGAUUUGACUGAUAAAUCCACGUUACAUGAGAACACAAA
Messenger RNA from Conger conger (European conger), 1761 nucleotides. It is a transcript of the gene srrd, whose product is annotated as SRR1 domain containing. Gene Ontology annotation, cellular component: cytoplasm; nucleus. Gene Ontology annotation, biological process: microtubule-based process. Bases 489 to 1241 code for a protein of 250 amino acids. The record is from RefSeq and is a predicted model, not a curated record. The transcript is spliced from 7 exons. NCBI's taxonomy places the organism in Eukaryota, Metazoa, Chordata, Actinopteri, Anguilliformes, Congridae.